AUGGCCAAGCGCCAUGGCCCGAACUGCAUGUCUUGGCAACUGGGUGAGUGCCGACUGACUGCAGGUGAGCUCAACAUCCUCCUUGUUGGCGGGAAGCUCGGCCAAGCAGCACUGUACAGGGCUAUACCUGUGCAAACUGAAACGAAGAUGCGUCGCGAGGCCAAUAUGCCGUACGUGCAGGUGAUACCGGAGGCUUUGGAGAUGGCGAACCAGGGGCAUCCGACAGAGUACAUUAUGUUGGAACGGCGCUUCGGCGCGCUGGCGCACUGCGCCGACGUGCAGGAGUUUCUCGCGCAUCGCCGCGGCGAUCCCAUUGAAGAGCGCACGCGGCGCAUCGACGCCCGCUACGAAGAAGAACUGGGGCUGGGACUCCUGUGGCAGGGGGCAGACUCACUGCUGCAUUGCCGCGUCGCGAAAGGAGAAGCUGACACCACGAUUGCCGAGCACAUCGGCACGCAUCCGAAGGCGCAGCCAGGUGAGCGCCGCGUCCUGGCCGCCGUAAGGGCCACCGAUAUGGCGACAUUUACGCUCGCCAAGGAUGCCGAUCUCAGCAACACCGGCCGGCGACGAUCACCCCCGCCGGAGCUGCUACAAAAGGCCCGCAAGUUCACCAAGUGGGCGAAGGAGCGGCUCAUCCUGGCGGUCGCCGACGUGGACGUCGUCCAGCAUGUCGUUCGCCACUCAGCAUACGAAUCACAACUGUGUAAGAUCGAUGUAGUCUCUCGCCAUUUACAUGCCUGUCAGGAGAUCGUGAUAAACGAGCUCGACAAGAAGUGGGUAAUACUUCUUUUAGGGGUUCGGGUUUAG
This is a messenger RNA of Symbiodinium necroappetens, 807 nucleotides long. Lineage: Eukaryota; Dinophyceae; Suessiales; Symbiodiniaceae. The record is from the annotation of a GenBank genome assembly.